Molecule: messenger RNA, 1209 nt
Organism: Chenopodium quinoa (quinoa)
Lineage: Eukaryota; Viridiplantae; Streptophyta; Magnoliopsida; Caryophyllales; Amaranthaceae
Exons: 2
Coding region: 396-722 (108 amino acids)
Source: RefSeq, a predicted model, not a curated record
UAUGUUUCAAAAAAAAAAAAAAAAAAAAAGAAAGAAACAAGACAAUCCUUCCCUUAUCACACGCCUUAUAACAUUAAUAAAAAUAAAUAAAUAUAAAAAAAAAGAAAAAAAAGUAAGAACCCCAACAAUGAUAAUUGCGGUAAGGCCUUUGUAUAUUCCGUCAUUAUUUUCCCUAAAAUCAAAAUAUCCCACCAAAUUUCUUUACCUAAAUUUUAGUAAAUUAACCUUUGCUUAACUUUAUUUAUCAAAUUUUCCUUUUAUACUAUCACCAUAAGCAAUCUAAAAAGUCAAAUUAUUAGGAAUAAUACUACUAAAUUUCAGGAACGAAACAGAGGAAAAACACGAAGAAAAAAGCUUGGAUUUAGCCGAAUAUUUUUUUUUUGGAGUACGUCUCAAUGUUCAAGGUGACAAUUUUGUCAAAGGAAAACCAUUCAAGUGCUACUACUAACUUAAGAGCACUAGCACAAGGUCCGGAUCGUGCAGUGAUAUCUUUAACUGGCUACAUGGCUAAUGGAUUUAUGUUUCGUACCAAGGACAGUGAAAGGACAAGAGAAACACAAAAUAGUGGGAUUGUUGUGAAUGGAGAAAGUGGAUCAUCAACCCUUAACUAUUACGGCCUCUUACAAGAAAUCAUAGAAGUUCAAUAUAUAGGAGGAAAUCGUGUUACUUUGUUUAAGUGUGACUGGUGGGAUGUGCACAGUUGGUCAAGGGAUCAAUGCUGACUAUUUUGGCUUCAUAAACGUAAAUACAUCAAAGUUGUUAGCUAAUGAUCCAUAUAUUUUAGCUACACAGGCUCGCCAAGUAUUUUAUGUGAAUUAUGUUUCAAAGCCUAAUUGGAAGGUUAUAAUUGAGACCACGCCAAGAAACUCAUAUGAUGUCCCAGAGCUCAAUGAUCAUGACGGAACUAAUCAUAUGGAUACUAUGUAUCAAUGACCCUUUUAUUAUUAUUGUUUUUUUUUUUUGUUUUUGUUGUUAACAAUUUUUUUAUCUUGUUCUUUUUUUUUUUUUUUUUUAUUUAAUAAUAAGUAUUGUUGUCGUUUAAUCUAUAAAUUCCUACUUUACACAAUGAUUUUUUUUUUUUUUAAUAUAUUAUCAUGAUUCGAUUUAUUCACAUACAUUUAUUUUUUUUAGCUUUGAUUUCUAAUAUUUAUUUUACAGGUAUUUAUAUUUUUUUUAGUUCUAAUAUGAUAGGCACAUCUAAAGAAUGAU